Messenger RNA from Calidris pugnax (ruff), 1627 nucleotides. RefSeq names its product CDK5 regulatory subunit associated protein 3 (gene CDK5RAP3). Gene Ontology annotation, biological process: regulation of cyclin-dependent protein serine/threonine kinase activity; regulation of mitotic cell cycle. Gene Ontology annotation, cellular component: endomembrane system. The record is from RefSeq and is a predicted model, not a curated record. NCBI's taxonomy places the organism in Eukaryota, Metazoa, Chordata, Aves, Charadriiformes, Scolopacidae. The coding region runs from base 99 to 1478 and encodes 459 amino acids. The transcript is spliced from 14 exons.
AACUCCUGGACUGGCUGGUGGACAGGAGACACUGUAACCUGAAAUGGCAGAGCCAGGUGCUGGCCAUCCGCGAGAAGAUCAACGCGGCCAUCCAGGACAUGCCGGAGAACGAGGAGAUCAAGCAGCUGCUCGCGGGGGCCUACCUGCACUACUUCCACUGCCUGAGGAUUGUGGAGAUCCUCAAGGGCACUGAGGCUUCCACCAAGAACCUCUUCGGACGCUACUCGUCCCAGCGCAUGAAGGACUGGCAGGAGAUCGUGUCCCUCUACGAGAAGGAGAACACCUACUUGGCCGAGCUCUCCAGCCUCCUGGUGCGCAGCAUCAGCUACGAGAUCCCCUCUCUGAAGAAGCAGAUCGGCCGGUGCCAGCAGGCCCAGCAGGACUUCGCCCGCCGCGAGGAGGAGUGUCAGCUCGGGGCAGCCGAGCUGCGGGAGCGCUUCUUCGCCUCCUGCAAGCAGUACGGCAUCAGCGGUGACAACGUGCGCCAGGAGCUGCUGGCCCUGGUGAAGGACCUGCCGACGCUGCUGUGUGAGAUUGGAGCAGGAGCCAGCGCGCUCUCCGAGGCCAUCGAGCUCUACCAGGCCUGCGUGGAGUUCGUGUGCGAGAGCUCCUCAGAAGUGGUGGUGCCCCUGCUGCGGCACGUGGGGCAGAAGGGCAACACCACGGUCUACGAGUGGAGGACGGGGCUCCAGCCCCUGCGGGUGGAGAGGCCCGAGGUGGAGGAGGUGCCGGAGCAGCCGAAGGAGGACACGAUCGACUGGGGAGACUUCACCCUGGAGCCCAGCAGGGCGGGUGACGGCGCCGCUGCCAACGGGGGAGCCCAGAGCGACGAGAUCGACUGGGGCAUUACUGUAGAGCCCACUCCCCAGCAGGAUGAUGGCAUCGACUGGGGAGAUGGUGAAGGCGAGGAGGUGCAGAUCACGGUGCUGGAGGCUGGCACCGAGGUGCCCGAGGGGGUCGCCUGCGGCUCCGACGCCCUGACGCUCCUGGAGAACACUGAGACCCGGAGCCAGUUCAUUGACGAGCUCAUGGAGCUGGAGCUGUUCCUGUCCCAGCGCCUGGUGGAGAUGGAGGAGGAGGCCGACGUGGUGGCCGUGAGCCAGUUCCAGCUGGCCCCCGCCGUGCUGCAGGGCCAGACCAGCGCCCACGUGGGCUCCCUCCUGGCCACCACCCGGGCUCUGCUGGGCCAGCUCUGCACCCGCAGCAUGCAGCACCUCUUCAUGAUCCUCGCCUCCCCCAGGUACGUGGACCGGGUGAGCGAGCUGCUGCGGCAGAAGCUGAAGCAGGCGGAGCUGCUGUUGGCCAAGAAGGAGGUGAUGAGCCAGAAGCGGCAGGAGGCCCUGGCGGAGCAGGGCUCUUUGGAGCCCAAGCUGGACCGGCUGCUGGAGAAGACCAAGGAGCUCCAGAAGCUGAUCGAGGCCGAUGUCUCCAAGCGCUACAACGGGCGGCCGGUCAACCUGAUGGGUGUCUCCCUGUGACCCCCCCAUCCCAUCCCGGGACAGGCACCCCCGGGGGGGUCCUGCACCCCAGACCCCCCCCUUUUCACAGCCUUGGGGUGCUGGUAACGUGGCCAUGGCCUCACUGCAGGGGGGCGGAUGUUGCUGAAUAAAUCAAAUCCCAUCUCCCA